Molecule: messenger RNA, 1903 nt
Organism: Sclerotinia trifoliorum
Lineage: Eukaryota; Fungi; Ascomycota; Leotiomycetes; Helotiales; Sclerotiniaceae
Source: the annotation of a GenBank genome assembly
UGCGAUAUCUACAGGAAAGGGAAGUAAUUAUAGAUGAUGUGGCACUGGUGUCACAGAGAGUUGUGGUUAUUCAGAUGGUCAUGUGGGGCGCUUAGACUAAUCCGUCAUAAUAAUUAUUACUUUGGCUCGACGCAUUCCAUAUUCCAUAGUCAACACAUCGUCAUUCACUAUCCACGGAUUUGGGAAUUUUUCCCGAUUUCAUUCUCGCGCUCUUUCUAUUCCUCUUGUUUUCACUAUGGUAUCUCUUUUAAGGUGGGCAAAGCCUCUUUUGGGAAGAUUCGCAUCUACACCUCGUCCGAAAUUUCCUUUGGAAUUUCCGACAAGUAAUUUUCCAACAAUUUCUGCAACUGAGACGCUGGAAGAAGAGCAUUUUGACGAGUUUAGGAAGAACCUAUACUAUCCAGUGAAGAUUGGCGACACCUUUAAAGACGGUUCUCGGUAUCAGGUGAUAGGGAAGCUGGGUUAUGGAAUUACUUCAACUGUGUGGCUCGCUCGGGAUCUAGAGUAAGAUUUAUAAGUUUCUUCCCACCAUUCUAAUAUACACCACCAGCUCAAACCCAUAUUGAUAAAACCCAGCAAUUAUCAAUAUGUGACAUUGAAAAUAUACACGCGCGAUCAAACGAAUCCAGAAGAAUUCCAAAUUUAUAAAGCGCUAAGUCGGGGAAACUCAUCACAUCCAGGCUAUCGCCAUGUCAGAACGGCUUUGAAUACAUUUGUCAUCCCUAGGGAAGGAAGUCAUCACCAUUGUCUUGUCCAAAAGCCUAUGUGGGAGAGUUUCAGAGAUCUGCUUAAUCGCAAUCCCCGCCAUCGAUUUACUGAAGAUUUGCUCAAAGCGGGUUUGAAACAACUUUUCCUUGCUCUUGAUUAUAUACAUACAGAAUGCAAGCUUGUUCAUACAGGUAGGUAGAUGGAUCAACACCGCGCUUUUAACACCGGUAUCCUAAAUAUCUUUGCGUUUUAUAAUUAGCUGAUUUGUGAUUAUAUUAGAUAUUAAGAGUGAAAAUAUCCUCGUUGCACUUGAAGAUAAAAAGGUUCUUGAUGAUUUUACUCGAGAUGAGAUGAUGAACCCUUCUCCGCGAAAAGUUAUUAGCGGCAUUCCAAUUUUUGUAUCUAGACGAUUUGGACUACCGAGAACAUUUGGUGAUGUGGUUCUUAGUGAUUUCGGCUCGGUUGUGCGAGGAGAUGAGGAUAGAAUCCAUGAUGCUCAGCCAAGUAUAUACCGAUCACCUGAGGUAAUGCUGAAAGUGAAAUGGAGUUAUCCGAUUGAUAUAUGGAAUGUUGGUGUCAUGGUAUGUAGAGGCUGCUGUCGGAACGCUAUAGAUUCAUCAGAGUAAUAAUUGAGUGAGGAUAUUAGAUUUGGGAUCUCUUCGAGGACAAACAUAUGUUCUAUGGAAAUGAUAUACACGGCAAGGGUUACUCUACCCGAGCACAUCUAGCUGAGGUGAUGGCUAUGAUAGGCCAACCUCCAUUGGAUCUUUUGAGGCGUGGUGUAAGGAGUCAUGAAUUCUUCACUGAGCAUGGUACGUAUAUAGCAUUUUCAUGGCAAUUCUUCAAUUGUAAAAACUGAUAUGCUGCAGGAACUUGGAAACAUGGAGUAGAGAUUCCAAUAAUAAGAACAAGUCUAGAGACGUCAGAGCAGUAUCUUCAAGGAAGAAAUAAGGAAAUGUUCUUGUCGUUUAUGAGGGGCAUGAUCCAGUGGCGGCCGGAGGACAGGAAGACCGCGAAGGAAUUACUGCAAGAUCCGUGGUUAAAUGAAGUGAUAGAAUAGAAGUGCUAAUCAUAGGUGCCGUUUUUCACCAAUUUUCAACCCAUUUUUCUCUAUCCGAUCCUUCAACUCUGUGCGUGUGGUCUCCCGGCGUUGAGACCACAGACCUGUGGGACCUUCGCUCAUACCGGCUACCGA